CACGUCCCUUGCCUUCUUCCGCCAGUAACGUUUUGGUUAGGCUACGUAAAUUUCCUGCGACGGCUUCUCCGUUUCAAACAUGGCUUCGUCUAGGCUAGAAAUCAAUUUUAUCAGGUUAUUGUCUCGCUGCGAGUCCAUGGCCUCGGAGAAACGAGGGGAAACGGAGUGGAGGUUAGAAAAGUAUGUCGGGGCUCUGGAGGAGAUGCUGGUGGCUUUGAGGAAGAGCUCAAGCAAACCCACACCAGAAGUGCUGACAGAAUACACGAGGAAAGUAGAUUUCCUCAAGGGACUUCUGGAGGCAGAGAAAUUGUCUUCUCCAACAGAGAAAGCUUUAGCCAAUCAGUUCCUUGCUCCGGGACGAACACCCACAAUAGCCAAUGAGAGAAUGCCGGCUACUAAAACUGUCCACAUGCAGACCAAGGCCCGGUGUACAGGAGAGAUGAGGGAUGAGCUGCUCGGCACGGGGUUGGGCAAAGGCACCUCAGAGACAGACUUGCGAAACAGAAGAGGCGUGCCUCUGGACGAGCGUCAGUCUGCCGCAGAGCUCGAUGCCGUCCUGCAGCAUCACCACAACCUGCAGGAGAAACUGGCUGAGGACAUGCUCAACCUGGCCAGGAACCUGAAGAACAACACGCUGGCAGCCCAGAACAUCAUCAAGCAGGACAACCAGACACUGAGCCAGUCUAUGCGUCAGGCGGACCUGAACUUCGAGAAGCUGAAGACAGAGUCGGAGCGAUUAGAGCAGCACACUAAGAAGUCUGUGAACUGGCUGCUGUGGCUGAUGCUCAUCUUGGUCUCCUUCACCUUCAUCAGCAUGAUCCUCUUCAUCAGAAUCUUCCCCAAGCUCAGAUGAUGAUUGCGUCUUGUCUUGAAUCCUCAGUUCUACGUCCUUCCCUGUUUACAGAACAAUCUCUACAGUAUGUCUGUGUUAUACUGCUUGGAAGGGCCAAGAACCAAAACAGUUUGGUUUGAUGAGUUCAAAAGUUUAGACAUUGGAAAUUAAAAUUGUUCCUCAUUGUGAGCUAAUCUGUUGUUUCAAGCGUAAGUCUCCCUUUUAGAAAUGUAUCAGAACUUAACACCCAUGCACAGAGAUAGAAUAUUUAAAAACAGACAGAGGGUGGGGGCUUGCACCGUAGUCUUCAUGUCCCGCAGAACAGACUGUCUGAGCCUUAACCGUUAUGCUCCUCCGUCAUGUAGACUGAUGGUCUACAUGCCAUACAAUGCAGGUUUGCACGAUGUACCCAUCAGAUUGAAUCCAAGUUACAUUUUUGUACAACAGUUCAUUUUUAGCAUGCAUUCCUCUGUGGAACUUCAUGAACCGUCCACAACCACUAUUGGCAGUCCUGGGAAUCCACAGCGAUGUGCUUGAAUUGAUCGAAACACUAGCCCUAAAAAUCUGAUUUAUAAACUGUACUGGAUGUACUGAAACUUGAAAUCUUCCACUAAAGUGAAAUAUAUUUUUUCUGGACCAGGCAAUGGAUUGCAAACAUCAGUUGCAUGUUUCAUUUAGUCUUGGGAGGGUCUGGAGGUGGUCAUUGUGAGGAGGUUUAGAACUACAAGCUGUUUUACCCCCUAAUGAUUGAAAGGAUAGUCUUCAAUCCUGUUCACCUGUCAUCUAAUUGAAUAUUUAAAUUUUUGGCAAGUAUGUACAUAUCAGUGAGUUAUUGAAUAUAAAUGUACGUCGGGUAAUGAUAGAGUUGAGUUUUUUGACAGCUGUACGGGUGAUGGUGCUGACAUUGGAGGUGUAGAUGAAGUAUGUACGUAUUAAAUGACUGAGUGUUUAUCCCCCUUUUGCUCUCAUAUCCAGGUUCAAAGAACACUAACGAUGGCAGUUUUGUGUGCAUCACCCUGUCAGGCUAGCUAGUUUUACAAAAGCAUGGACACACUGGAUCGCUCACUUUCAUCCCAAUCCCAGACAAGACCGUGAUUUUCCAAAGCCUUGCUGUAGAUGUUGACCUCUCACUCCACCACAGCUCCAUUUCCCUGUAGUUUUCAAGUGUAUUCAUACAGUGUAUUGUAUGUGUUGUGGAGGCUGUGAAUGACCGGCAAACUAUGGCCUUCCUUCUGGAAUAGAAAUGCCCUAUAGCACCCUCUAGUUGAAGAAAUGUCUGAUGUAAUGACUCUGUGUGGCCAGUGUGUGUCAGGCGUGGCCUUAGAAUGGCGGCAGAUAACCUCCAUGACCCCAAUAGCCUGAACAAGCCAUGAAUCCCAAAUUAACCCCACUACCCAUUUAGAACUGAUCAGAGGAUUGAAGUAUGGCUAAAUAAAGACAGUUGGCUGCGGAAUUGAGUACAGGACAACCACAGGGGACCUUGGGUAAUCUUUUACAUGUGGCAUCUUCUGUAGUUCCCUCUUAGUCUAGUUAACAUUAGAGCAUCAGUGCUUGGAUCUCUGGAACAGUGUUUUAGCAUAUAUUAGAGCAUAUACUAGAGAAAGUGAAAGAGAAACUGCUUAUAAGUUAGAAUCAGGUUAAGACUGGCCCUGGUUGAGAGCCUGAGCGCAGACUGCAGUCUAUUCUGAGGUGUGUGUAUGUGUGUGUGUAGCCGUGUGGCUUGCCCAGGCUUGCUGCUCUGCCCCUGGCCCUUCCUCUCUCUAUCCCUGGCUGCUGCCCCACCUCACGGCUGGCUGGGCUUAGGCCCGGCUUGCCUGCUGUGUAUUUUGGGAUCCCUGGGGGGUAUUUCUGCCUGUCGGAAGCUGAGGCAUGCAGGCCACCAAAGGAGACCAAAUGAGGUUGUGUCAGAGCAGAGGAGUCAUCAUCCCUCAGUUUCAUCACAGCUGUUUGCGCCUCCAUUCUCGGGCUGUCGCUAAUGCUCUCGAUGUGCGAUCAGCUCUCCGAGGCAGCAGGCCUGGCUUGAGGAAACUGGCCUUUGAACUUUUGCUGCAUUGCUUUAUCACUUGUGUGAUUUAUCAAAUUUGUUAUGAUCUUGUUAUCCCAGGUCUCACAAAAAACAAUCCAGUGUUGUUUUGCCCACUUUCCUGCAUAGACUCCAAAGCAUGGAAAGUGUCAAGUCCAUGUUGUUUCAUCACCAAAUGCUUUGAGCUCUGUGAGGCAGAAUGGACACGCGUAUAAAGGUUUAUUAAUGCAAUACUCAGUUUAACCUCUGACCCAACCAAACUGGAUGAGAUCCCUCCUGUUCUCCAUGGCAACAGCCUCAAAGUAGCAGUGGACCCUAUGAGUUCACACAGCGCCUUAUUUUAAUAAAUAAUGUGAAAUGUA
Molecule: messenger RNA, 3217 nt
Organism: Myripristis murdjan (pinecone soldierfish)
Lineage: Eukaryota; Metazoa; Chordata; Actinopteri; Holocentriformes; Holocentridae
Gene: use1
Product: unconventional SNARE in the ER 1 homolog (S. cerevisiae)
Exons: 8
Coding region: 80-853 (257 amino acids)
Biological process (GO): retrograde vesicle-mediated transport, Golgi to endoplasmic reticulum
Cellular component (GO): SNARE complex; endoplasmic reticulum
Molecular function (GO): SNAP receptor activity
Source: RefSeq, a predicted model, not a curated record